Molecule: messenger RNA, 4487 nt
Organism: Eurytemora carolleeae
Lineage: Eukaryota; Metazoa; Arthropoda; Copepoda; Calanoida; Temoridae
Product: serine-rich adhesin for platelets
Exons: 32
Coding region: 43-4389 (1448 amino acids)
Biological process (GO): sodium ion transmembrane transport
Cellular component (GO): membrane
Molecular function (GO): ligand-gated sodium channel activity
Source: RefSeq, a predicted model, not a curated record
UAGAUUAUAUUUUUUUACAAAUUAGAUUAGACACAUAUUAUAAUGGAAGAAAAGAAACUUGGGGUCGUCUUCGAUGAAAAAAAGGAGGAUGGACCCCUAAUGGACACAGCCAUCAGAUACUCAGAAAGCACUACAGUGGUUGGUGUCUCUUAUAUAUUUGAUAGAGAACUGAAGGGAAAAGAUAGAUUUGCUUGGACUGUGUUCACUAUAUUUUUCUUUUUUUACGGAGUAUACUCGGUGAAUGAGACCUAUGUUGGCUGGGUUAAUCAACCAACUAUUACCACCAUCAAGCCGACAAAGAUAAACUUACAACAGGAAACUUUUCCAGCAGUUACUAUAUGUGCGGAUGGUAUGAACAUGCAGGUUGCAGAGGAAAUUCUCAAUGAACAGUUUAAAGCUUGGGAAAGAUCGUUUGAGCAAAAGUCAGGGCGAAAGAAAAGACAAACUGAAGACAACCCAUUCAAAAUAUUUCAAAAGGAAACAUUUGGUUUGGACUCCGACGACAUCGAAGUAAUGGAUCUGAUGUAUGCUUUGGCAUCCCAAAAUGUUGACAAAAUACCCCAUAAUAUAAUCAGGAAAAAUUUGAUGAAACAUUUUGACGGAAGGGAUAAAGCAACCAUCUCUUAUUUGCUUAAAGCAGCUUCCAGUAGAAAUUCUCCGCUUGACGAGCUAGCAAGAGCUUUAUCAGAUAAGCUUCAAUCUGCAUUAUUAGAUAAACUUACUGUAAUGCUAGCCGAUAACCUCAACACAUCUUUACUAGCUCAACUAACACCAACUUUGACAGAGGAGAUUGUUUCACAGAUUAUAACAACAACUUUUGCAGAUGGAUUUAUAACACCGUUGCUUGCUGAUCUUACAACAUAUUCAGAAGAAAAACUGAAUACAUCUUUAUUAUCUGAUCUAAAAACUAUUUUAUCAGAAAAGAUUUCAACAUUUCUGUCAGACACAUUGUCAACAACUAACCUAGACGCAUUAACAACAGCUUUAUCUGAUAAGUUUAUUACAGCUUUAGUAUCAGACCUUACGACGAUUUUAUCAGAUGAGGUUUCAACAACUGUAUCAGAUGAGCAUACAAUACUUUUAUUGGCUGAGUUAACAUCAACCUCAUCAAACGAGUUUGCAGCAACUUCAUUAGCUAAUCUCAUAACAACUAUAUCAAAUGAGCUAACAAAGUCCCUAUUAGAUAAGCUUCCAUUAGCUAUUGUUGAAAGGUUAACAACAACUCUAUCAGAUGAGCUUGAAACAACUUUAUCUUAUGAGCUUGCAGCAACUUUUUCGGAUAAGCUUACAGAAGUUCAAUUAAAUGAGUUUACAACGUUAUCAAGUAAUCUAUCAACAACUUUAUCAAAUGCUUUAUCAGAUAAUAUAAAGACAACUCUAUCAGAUAAGUUUACAAGAACCAUAUCAGAUGGGUUUACAACAGCUUUAUUCGAUGGGUGUGCAGCAGUUUUGUCAGAUAACCUCAAGGAAACUCUAUCACAUAUGUUAAGUAAUUCAACUAAUAUAUCAUCAAUUAUUUCAACAUCAACAAUUUCAAGUACAUCAAUUGCUUCAAAUACUUCACCUACUGCAAGUUCAACAAUGACUGAUCCAACUUCAACUACUUCAACUUCAACUACUUCUUCAAUAUCAACUGCCUCAACCACAGCAAUAACAACAACACCAACUUCCUUAACUACAACAAGUACAUCCACAACUUCGACUUCAAUUUCAACUAUUUCAACCUCCCCAACAACUUUUUCAACUUCAACACCUACUACUUCUACAACUUCAACUUCAACAACAGUUACUUCAACUUCAACUAUUUCAACUUCAACAACAACUACUUCAAUUUCAACAGCAAUUUCUUCAACUUCAACUACACCUUCUACGACUUCAACGACAACUACUUCAACUUCAACAACAAUUACUUCAAUUUCUACAACAACGGUUGAUGAUGAUGAUGAUGAUGAUGAUGAUGAUGAUGAUGAUGAUGAUGAUGAUGAUGAUGAUGAUGAUGAUGAAAAUGAUGAUGAUGAUGAUGAUGAUAAUGAUGAUGAUGAUGAUGAUGAUUAUUCAUCAACAGCUACUUCAACUUUAACAACAACUACUUCAACUUCAACUACAACUUUUUCAACUUCAACAGCAACUUUUUCAACUUCAACUACACCUACUACGACUUCAACAACAACUACUUCAACUUCAACAACAAUUACUUCAACUUCUACUACAACUGCUUCAACUUCAACUACACCUACGACUUCAACAACAACUACUUCAACUUCAACAACAACUACUUCAACUUCUACUACAAUUACUUCAACUUCAACUACACCUACUACGACUUCAACAACAACUACUUCAACUUCAACUACACCUACUACAACUUCAACAACAACUACUUCAACUUCAACUACACCUACUACGACUUCAACAACAACUAGUUCAACUUCAACUACACCUACUUCAACUUCAACAACAGUUACUUCAACUUCAACAACAACUACUUCAACAACUACAACAACAACAUUUAUGACAACGACAACAACAACUGCAAAGACUGUGGAAUCUUUGUUUAAAGAAUACGAAUCUUGUCUGAAGAACGAAGUCUAUACAAAUACUGAUGUGUGUCCUCCUAGUAAUGCAAAGUGUUGUAAAAUUAAAAUAUCGACAGAGGAUGCUGCAGUUUGUAGUAAAGCCACCUGUUGUGUAUGCGAUGAAUCAAAUGAUAAAUAUUGGAAAAAAUCCAACAACUGUAGUCCUAUUGUUUGUGCCAGUGGGAGAAGAAAACGACAGAUAAAUAAUGAUAACUCCACUACCACCACAUCAACGGAACCUACUCUAUCAGUGGCUGGAAACACUAGCUCCAACCUAUCUAUAAACUCCACCAACGACACAACUGUUAUAGAUACACGUACAUCAACUGAACCUACUCCAUCAGUAGCUGGACGGACCAACUCCAACCUGUCUACCAAGACAACUCUUAAAGAUACAAGGACAUCAACUGAACCCACUUUAUCUACCAACCUUCCCAAACAAGAAGCUCCAGAUGAUUUAAAACCAGUCAUAGAUGUAUUUUUAAACCCAGAGCUAAAGGAGAAACGACAACAAGUCAUAGAUGAUACGCUGGGAAAACUGAAAGAAAUCUUCAACAAGGAGAGUAUGAUGAAAAUGUACAAAAGUAUGUUUGAACUUCUCUGGUACUCAAGCUUACCAUGUUUCAAGCUACCAAGUGUAAACACAAAAAGUAUUCUUCAGCGUUGUACUUUCCACGGGAAAAGGUAUAAUUGUGCUGAAUUGUUUCAAACUGUUCCCACAGAUCAUGGCAUGUGUUGUUCAUUCAAUGCCAAAAAUGCCUUGAGAAACUCUUCAUAUUCUGAUCUGCUAAAUAGUAUGAGGAGCAAAGAUAAAGAUUUAAGAAAAAGCAUCAGCAAUGACACUGAUCACGAACCAUUCAAGAUAAAAUCAGGGAAGAGUAAAGGGUUAACACUUGUUGUAGAUCAACAUGCAGAUUCAGUUAGUUUUGGCACAAUGUUUAAGAAGUUUAGUGGGUUCCACAUAUUUAUUGGUGAACCUACAGAGUUCCCUGUUCUUGCAGAUCGUGGAACAUUAUUAGACACAGGACGUGAAACCAAUAUUGAUAUAUCAGGCUAUCUACUGCGUGCAGAUGAAUCUAUUGUUAGUAUUCCACCACAGGAGAGGAAUUGCUAUUUUGAAGAUGAAUCAAAUCUUGAACUCUACAGUCAAUAUACAUAUACUAAUUGUAGGUUUGAGUGCUUUAUUAAACGAGUGGCUGCUUAUAUUGGCUGUAUUCCAUGGUAUAUGCCUCAAGUCGAUGGAUAUCCGGCCUGUGAUCCCUGGCAAGCUAAAACGUUUAAGGAAGAGCUAACUAAGCAGAAUGAUGCUGGGUGUGGUUGUUUACCUAAUUGUGUCGGAUCAUCUCUACAAGCAAGAUCGAAUUCUGCUCCUCUACGGCGAUGUGACUCUUAUAAUAUAAACCUGAGUCCUCUGUGCUCUUUUGAAGACGACAUUGAGCCCUCAGCCUGGGCGGGAUUGGCUCAGUCAGUUUUUGGGGAUAAUGUUCCAUCGUACUUGGCUAGUAAAGUAAACUCUUCCCGAGAACGAUAUGAUUCAGAAGCAAAAAGAGAAAACGAGAUUAUCUACUCCCUUAGUAAGAGAGGUUCGUACGAUGCAUUUAAAGAAGACAUUGCUGUGGUAAAUAUCUUCUUCGGAAAAAGAGAAAUGACAGCUUUUGUAACCAGCGCCAGUUCAUCAUGGCCGAAUUUUUUCUCAAAUCUGGGAGGAUUUAUGGGACUCUGUGUUGGGAUGAGUUUGUUCUCUGUGAUUGAGUUAAUCUACUGGGUGGUUAUACAGUUCUCAAGAACUGCCAGGAGAAAGAAGAUGGACUAAAUCUGAAUGAUUGAUAUUUAUCCUCACAAAUAUUAAAUAACGCGUAAUAUAACAAAUGAUUCAAUAUGAUAAUAUUUAAAUAUAUGUGUGUAAUGCAA